AUGGAACAGGAAACGAGAAGUGAAUCGCCCAUAGACACUAAUAGACAAGAGCAAUCUACAAAAACCUCGUUUUUGAUUGAAGACAUUUUGUACAGAGGACAGCAAAAUAGAAAUUUGAAGACUCCUGUAGCAGACACUAGGCGGAAUUUUGAAUAUGAAAGACCGGAUCCGAAGCCCUAUUUCCCUGUACCAAAUGAAAUAAGGCCUCACGUGCCCAGAGAAGGGUCGUACCUUCAGGUCGCGAUGGGGGCACUUGGAGCUUACCUACAUACGCCUAAUACUUAUAAAACUGUGGAAGCGCCGUAUUUUUUGUCACAAGGGGUCCCGUACCACGCGUUGUUCACACCCUCCGAGCUGUCACUCUCGGCACUCAAGCACUGUCGCCGGAGGAAGGCGAGGACCGUGUUCUCCGACCCUCAGCUCACUGGUCUAGAAAAGCGCUUCGAGUCCCAGCGCUACCUAUCAACGCCCGAGCGCGUGGAGUUAGCUGGAGCCCUCAACCUGUCUGAGACCCAGGUCAAGACCUGGUUCCAGAACAGACGGAUGAAGCACAAGAAGCAGAUGCGGAAGCAGCAGCAGCAGAGAGGGACAACAGGGAUGGAUUUCACCUCAAAACACGCGUCCCAUCUAGCAGAUAAUAGAAAGGCGGAAGACUCGAGGAUGUCCACAACUCACACGUCGGACUCAGAUUCGGAUCCCAGUGAUAGCGACAUCGACAUUGUAGGGGAGCCCAGCUACACAAGAUACCCUGGGGACACGUAGAUAAGGAUACAUCAAGGAUACCACUACUGUAUAAUCAUCAUCAUUUACUCUCCACUGCAGAAGUACGACCCACGUCUGCGGGUCCACGGGUCUGCGGGUGUCUAUGGGCGACGGUAAUCACUUACCAUCAGGUGAUCCGUCUACUCGUUUGCCUCCUAUCACAUAAAAAAAAACCCUAUCAUUUACUAGGAAAUUCAGCAUUUGACUUACACUUGGAU
Messenger RNA from Ostrinia furnacalis (Asian corn borer), 980 nucleotides. RefSeq names its product brain-specific homeobox protein homolog. The coding region runs from base 1 to 762 and encodes 253 amino acids. The transcript is spliced from 5 exons. The record is from RefSeq and is a predicted model, not a curated record. Gene Ontology annotation, biological process: regulation of DNA-templated transcription. NCBI's taxonomy places the organism in Eukaryota, Metazoa, Arthropoda, Insecta, Lepidoptera, Crambidae. Gene Ontology annotation, molecular function: DNA-binding transcription factor activity, RNA polymerase II-specific; DNA binding.